Molecule: messenger RNA, 1680 nt
Organism: Heterobasidion irregulare TC 32-1
Lineage: Eukaryota; Fungi; Basidiomycota; Agaricomycetes; Russulales; Bondarzewiaceae
Product: glycoside hydrolase family 79 protein
Exons: 8
Coding region: 1-1680 (559 amino acids)
Source: RefSeq, a predicted model, not a curated record
AUGCGUUUGACUCCACUGCGCCAUGUCUUUUUUCUCGUCUCGGCACUGGCGUGGACAGCAUCCUUUGCGCGCGCUUCGGUUGUGACAUUCCCCGAGUCGCCCCCGAGUGGACAUGCGCAAGUCGUGCAAGAUAACUUUUUGGGUAUCUCGUUCGAACUGAGCUCGUUCGACACGUUAUGGGGCCAAACAAAAACGACCAUGCCAUCUGCCAUUCAAAAUUACCUCUCCAAUAUCCGUUCUCGUAUCACUAAUAACCUCCGCAUCCGCAUCGGUGGCAAUGGCAUGGAUAGUUCCACAUACGUCCCCGGUCAAACUCAGAUGGUCGUCCUGACCGACCCUAACGCGUACUUCAAUGAUAUCCCCGUUGAUUUUGGGCCAGUUUUCUUUGACGUGCUGAAUGCCAUGGCAGACGCGGUUGGAGAGAUGCAGUUCAUCAUCGGUCUGAGUAUGCAAAAUCCAAGCCAAGACUCGAACGUGAUCGAGCUUGCCACGGCAGCAGAGCAGAUGCUGGGAAGACGUUUGGACGCCAUGUUACUCGGAAAUGAACCGGACUUGUAUGCUGGCCACGGAACACGGGACGCCUACAAUCUGUCCACUUAUAUACCGGAGAUUCAGGAAGUCCUCAUUGAUAUGCAAAACUCGCCAGCCGGUAACCUAAUUUCGACACCCAUUAUCGGUGGACCCACUACAUGUUGCAGCUGGGACCUCGACGAAGUAAUUAACGCAGGUCUUGGAAGCCUCAACUACAAAUAUUAUAGUAUCCAGCAUUACCCUACAUACUACUGCAGUGGCCCCACAGAUGCCAACACGAACAUGUCUUACUUUCUCUCGCACACCAAUGUCCCUGCGUAUGUACAUUGGAACUCUGAGGGUGUUGAGAUAGCACAACGAUCAGGCGUGCCUGUCCUCAUCACUGAGUACAACACUGUUUCAUGCGGUGGUUCUCCGACAAUCUCCCCCACGUUCGCCGCGUCUUUGUGGGCAGUUGAUGCCGGUUUACAAUUCGCCGCCUCAAAUAUCACCGCAGCUUAUCUGCAUACGCGAGAAUAUGGGAUCACCUACAAUCUCUUUGAUCCUCCGUCAGCGAACACAUCCUCCGAUCCCAACUGGCGCACGGGCUCGCCUUACUAUGCGGCGCUUAUUCUAGCUGAAGCUAUGUCUCCCACCGGCAGCAUCGUCAUUGACCUCAACAUCGAUAACUCGACUACGAACGUCACGAGCCAUGUCGCGGGGUAUGGCAUUUACGAUGAGGGCGGAACGGCGCGCGGGAAACUGGUGUUGAUCAACUACUCCAACGAUACCGCGCACGAUUUCGUCAUUCCCCCAAACGUGACGACAGCCUUCGCUCUGCGGGUGCUUAGUGCGCCGAGCGUGAACGAAGAGACAGAGAUCGACUGGGCGGGGCAGACAGUGAGAACGAACGGCGAGUUGGACGGAAGCCAGACAACAAGUUACAUGGCAUGCCACGAUGGCUGUACCAUCACGGUACCGGGUCCUGGCCUUGUGCUCGCUUUGCUAGACCCGAACUCGUCGGCCACGGAUACAUUCUACACGGGCAAUUCCACAAUUGCGGGUGCUGUGGGAUAUAUCUCGGGGGCUUCAUCACUGGUCACAGAGUUUUCGAUGUUGUGGGCCAUGCUGUCCUGGUGCUUUAUCGCUUUGCUACUGGUAUUGUUCUGA